UUUCCCUUUUUUAAGGUGUAACACAAGAAAAAUCAAGCAACCUAGCCUCUCUUGUACCAAAAGAAGCCGUCUUACCCAUUUGUUUCACUUUGCUAUAUUCUUCUGUUCUCUGAUUUGAGGCUCGUUUUCGCAUAAGAAAAAAAAAAUCAAAACACCAGGCAAUCAUGGCAGACGAUGAAGUGAAGGAUGAGGUGUCGGAACUUGCGCCAUUUGAUCCUACUAAAAAGAAGAAAAAGAAGAAGGUUGUGAUGCAGGACCCUGCAGAUGAUUCUGUUGAUAAGUUAGCCGAGAAAACUGAAGCAUUAUCUGUUUCUGAUGGGCUUGACUUUAGCAAUCUGAAAAAGAAGAAGAAGAAACAAGUAGAGACCAGUACAUUCAAUGAGGAAUCUGUGGAUGCAGGAGAAGAUUUUGAUGAUCAUAUUGAUGGGGAUGAAGAAGGUGACAGUGUUGUCUUGCAACAGCGUUAUCCUUGGGAAGGAAGUGACCGUGAUUACGAAUACGAAGAGCUUCUUGGUCGCGUGUUUAACAUUCUGCGGGAGAACAACCCUGAGCUUGCUGGAGACAGGCGUAGAACUGUUAUGAGGCCUCCACAAGUUCUUCGUGAAGGCACCAAGAAAACUGUAUUUGUGAAUUUCAUGGAUCUAUGCAAGACGAUGCAUCGGCAACCAGACCAUGUCAUGGCCUUCUUGCUUGCUGAGUUGGGGACAAGUGGAUCUCUUGAUGGGCAGCAAAGGUUGGUUGUUAAGGGCAGGUUUGCACCGAAAAAUUUUGAAGGGAUCCUUAGGCGUUACAUCAAUGAGUAUGUUAUUUGCCUUGGAUGCAAAAGUCCAGAUACAAUUCUCUCGAAGGAGAAUCGCCUUUUCUUUCUAAGAUGUGAGAAGUGUGGGUCUGGACGAUCAGUUGCUCCAAUUAAAGCUGGCUUUGUUGCUCGUGUUGGCCGCAGAAAUGCUGGCACAUAGGCUUUUUGAUUUGAUCAAAAUGAUGUCCCAAGUUGAGAAAUUUAUGAACAUCAUUUUAAGUAAUAGUAUCUACUAGUACUAUGGGAUUUUGAAUAGAGGUUAAUAAUCGUAAUAUUUUAUAUCAAGGAAUUUGUUUUAGUUGAUUGCUUGUUUCUCUGAGAAAGUGCUUUGGAAUUCUCUAUCAAUGCCCUGCCUCAUGAUAUUCGAGUGGCUGUUCUUCCUUGUGUGAUCGUGCCAAUCACUUUGUGCUAAUGUCAAUUUGAAUGGACAGACACCCUACUGUUACUUGGUGCGUAGCAUUAAUUUGCAAGUGAAAUCAAGUCUUCCAACACUCCUUAUUCCACCUUAAAGAGCAUUAAUUGGUGCAGACCAUCUUUUCAUUGCAAUGGGCUGUGAUUGCUGGGUAAUAAAAAUG
Messenger RNA from Durio zibethinus, 1374 nucleotides. RefSeq names its product eukaryotic translation initiation factor 2 subunit beta-like. NCBI's taxonomy places the organism in Eukaryota, Viridiplantae, Streptophyta, Magnoliopsida, Malvales, Malvaceae. Gene Ontology annotation, biological process: translational initiation; formation of translation preinitiation complex. The record is from RefSeq and is a predicted model, not a curated record. Gene Ontology annotation, molecular function: mRNA binding; translation initiation factor binding; translation initiation factor activity. Gene Ontology annotation, cellular component: eukaryotic translation initiation factor 2 complex.